GAAUUUUGAUCGUGCAGUAGACAACCCUAGUUCCACCCCGUUCAAUACGGCAAUCUUCUUUGUCAUUCCUAUUACCGAUGUGAUUUCCCAUCUUGCUCACAUCCGGCGCGCGGCAGUCUCGCGGCCUGUGUUUCAGUGCACACUCGCUCCUCAAGAAAAGAGCGGGAAAAUAUUUAUAUAAAAUUAAAUAGGCAGUGUAGUGUUUUUCGACUCUACGAAAUGUCGCGAAAAAAGAAACAAGAAGACAAAUAUGACAGCGAAGCCUUAAACUCGGAAAUGGAGGGCGACAACGUCAGCAAAGACGGGGGGGCUCUGGAAGCCAAGAUGUCCUUGCUGAACGGGUGCACGGUUAUCGUCGGCUCCAUCAUCGGAAGUGGAAUCUUCGUAUCGCCAACUGGAGUCCUCAAGUAUACAGGUUCCGUGAACGCUAGUCUUCUUGUUUGGAUUGCCUCAGGAGUUUUUAGUAUGAUCGGCGCCUACUGCUAUGCUGAACUUGGGACGAUGAUCAGGCUAAGCGGCGCGGACUACGCUUACAUCAUGGAGACUUUUGGACCGUUCGCUGCUUUCGUGAGGCUCUGGAUCGAGUGCAUGAUUGUACGGCCUUGUUCGCAGGCCAUAGUUGCGUUAACAUUCAGCGUGUACGUGUUGAAGCCUCUGUUUCCGGAGUGCGACCCUCCCGAAGACGCGACCAGAUUACUCGCGGCUUGCUGCAUAUUGUUGCUGACCUUCGUGAAUUGCUGGUCGGUACGCGCAGCUACUUUGGUACAGGACUGGUUCACGUACGCCAAGCUCCUGGCACUUUUCAUCAUCAUCGCAGCCGGGAUCUAUCAACUGUGCAGAGGACAAGUGGAACACUUCACGUUUGAGGGCACAACGUCGGAUGUCACUUCCAUAGCUCUAUCGUUUUAUUCUGGAUUAUUUGCCUAUAAUGGAUGGAACUACUUGAACUUUAUAAUAGAGGAGUUGAAGGAUCCCGUCCGCAACCUGCCCCGCGCCAUCGCCAUCUCGUGCGCGCUGGUCACCAUCGUCUACACGCUCACCAACGUCGCCUUCUACACCACGCUCUCGCCCACCGAGGUGCUGGGCUCAGCAGCGGUAGCAGUAACGUUUGCCGAGCGCUUGUUCGGUUGGUUCGCCCUGUCCAUUCCGUUGUUCGUAGCCGCCUCCACUUUCGGAGCUGUUAAUGGUGUUCUGCUGACUUCUUCUAGGUUGUUCUACGCGGGCGCCGCGCAGGGCCAGAUGCCGGCCAUGUUGACGAUGGUGACGUCACGCGCCACGCCCGCGCCCGCCGUGCUGGCCGUGGCGCUGCUGUCGCUGCUCUACCUCACCGUCUCCGACAUAUACGCGCUCAUCAACUACGUCGGAUUCGCUACCUGGUUAAGUAUUGGAGCCGCGGUACUCUGUCUGCCUGUGCUGAGAUACACGAAGCCAGAUCUCGAUCGACCCAUUAAAGUUAAUCUGUUCUUCCCGGUGAUCUACAUCAUCUGCACGAUCCUGGUGGUGGCUGUACCGGCGGUGGCGUCACCGGCCGAGACCGGCAUCGGCUGCCUCAUGAUAUUCACCGCUGCGCCGGUCUACCUGCUACUCUUGCACCCCAGGACUAGAAUUAACUUCCUCGCUAAUAUUAUGCACGGCGCAACCUACUUGGUACAAAAGCUAACGCUCUCCGUUAGACCGAAAACGAAGUGAACAAAAUCGCCUUGGGAAAGAACAUAUCCUAACAAAGUGCAAGGUUAGCUCAUUACACGCGUAUCAACAAGUUUGACUGUCUUUAACAACAACUAUAGUUCUUGCCAAACAUCUCUUUUAUAUCAAAAGUCAUUCCUCAGCUUGUUUUUUAAGCUUGAACUUAUUUAUUUACACGUUUUUAUAUUGUUUAUUUAAGUUUUAUAAAUAUUUUAAUUGUGAUGUAUAUUUGGAUGACAUCAUGCUGCUAGCACUGACUUUGUAGAACAUUUGUAAGUGCGCGUCUUAUAUUAUUUAGAAAAAAAUAUAUAUAUGUUUUUUUCUUAUCCAACAUUUAAUAGCACAUCGUCCAUGAAUAAAUUAAUGGUCGUUUUUUUAAAGUAUUUUUGUAUUUUUAAAAGUUUGGAUUAAGAUUUAUAAUUUUAAACCCUUAAAUCUACUACUACGCGUCUGUUACUACGUAAUAAUGUAUUAAAAGGGAACUAAAAUAAAAGACACGCUUGAAAUAUUAAUUUUACACAAACGAAUAUAAAAAUUUAAAUGUAUUCCAAUACAUUUAAGAGUUAAGAUCAGAUAUAGUUUUUUGCGUGGAUAUGAUCAACCAUUAAUAUUAUCCACACAAAUAAGUUAGCAGGUGCGUGUGAAAUGAACUAAUCGAUGACUUUAGUACGAAAACGACUUAGAACAAAGAUUAGAAGUGGGAAAUUAUUGGAAAAGAAAAAGGCAGUGAAUCAUGCGCCUUAAAUCUUAAUAUAGAGAUUUAUGCAACCUUGUCGCGCUCUUACCAUGAAAUAUUCUAUACAAAAAUGCGAUAUAUAAUAAAUAAAAACUUCAGAGGUGUCAAGGGACACCCGGAUGGAACGAAGUUCCUUUCGAUUAAUUAGUGAAGGAAUUGUAAUUUUUUUUUUAAGUUAUAAUAAUAAAUUACGGCAUUAUGAAGAAGAAAAAAACAAUGCUAUGAACUAAAUUACUAUUGUUGAAACGCUAUCUCGAGAAACUGUACUCAUUACGCGGACCAAUCGGAUACGAGCAAUGUCACGCGAUAAGCGCCUACACGUUGAUUGGUCAGAAUGACGGAUCUAAAAAGUGUCGUGACAACUUUUCGUAAGAAUUUUUUCCAUCUAGCUCCCUUUCACAACGCGCGAUAAGGAACUUCGUUCCAAUAAAUAACUAGAUUAUGACUGAGCUUUUUUGGGUUUUUUUUUUUGAUAACUCCAUCUUGUUGUGUCUUUAAAGCAGUUAGUUGCUCUCAAUUAAGAAUAAUAUUAUUAUUCGCCAAUAGAUGUCUGGAAGAGUCAUAAAGUUGAUUAUCGAUAAAGUUGAUUAUUGAAAACACGAAUAAAACAACAUUUUCUGAAAAUAAAUCGUAGCUAGAUCGAUUUAUCGCCCCCGAAAUCCCCUGUAUACUAAAUUUUAUGAAAAUCGUUGGAGCCGUUUCCGAGAUUCAGAUUAUAUAUAUACAAGAAUAGCUCGUUUAAAGGUAUAAGAUAAGUCUUUCAAUAAAUAAUAUUGUUUGUUCACAUAAGUCGUUCUCGUUCUAAAGUCACGAUUGAACUAAAUGCGACAAGCAAGUAUCUAUAAAUUUAUAAUGAAGUUGAUGUAUAUUUAAUCGAUGUUGGAUUCCAUGUUAGCAUGUGUAAACGCAUUAUUAAUUUCAUUCAAUUUACGAACACCGUUUACCUUGGCCAUCGUUGCUCGUGGCAAUAACUAUGUCAAUAUUAAAAGAUCAUGAAUAUACGUCAAUUUAGUGUUGCUUGCGUUAUGAAAUCUUACACACGCUCUUGUAGCAGUAGCUUUGGUAGAGUGAAAGUUUUGAGGACUUUAUGUGAUAGUCUGACAAAUGCUAAUUUAAUAUAUUCAGUAUCGUUGUAUUUUAAGUUUAAUCUGCUUUAGUUUUUUUUUCAAUGGUUCUCUUUGAAUUGACAUUGACCGUAUGUUAAAUUUGCAUUAAAAUUGUUUUAAACUAUAUUGAGGGUAGGUAUAGAUAAGGAGUACCAAUAGGGGACAAGUUAAAAAAGUGUCAACAUGUAAACAGCAAGCUAUAGUUGGAAGAAUCACCGAAAUAGCGCUAGUGUGGAAAGUGGAAAUGAUAAUAUGAAUAUAGCAGUUUUAAACAGAGUCAAGUUUGCUGCGUUGAAGUGUGGUAGUUUAAGGCGCUUUUAAAAUCUUUCCAUUUGCUACAGUGGCGCCAUCUUAAUUGGCUCUUUGUCAGCGGACACUUUGUAAUUUACAAAAUUGUCCUCCUUAAUUCUAUCCUCCAAAGUAUUACAAAGCUUCAAUUUAAAAAGAUUUUAGUACUACAUUUUUAUGGUAGAGUUCAUCUCGAUCGAGAUUAACUAAGACUCUAAAAAAAUCUUUUAAUACAGAACCUUAUUUACGUUAGAGAUAAAUUGAAUGAAAUUAAUACUGAAUCUUUAACGGUUCGUGCUUUAAGUGUAUUGAGUAUUCGUAAUUGUUUUUCGCUAUAGUAGAGAUUGUACACGAACAUACUGCCAUUUGAGAGAUUAAAUCGUGGGGUGAAGGGGUGUUUGGCUUAAACAAUAUUUUCGAAACUUGACAGUAGAGCCAUUUAAAGUUUAAAAUUUGAAGAAAAAUAUCAUGAGAAAAAAACUUCUUCAGCUAUUUGAAUGGUGUAAACUUAAUUGAAGUUCAAUUAAAAACAUUGCAUUGGUCAUGUUAAUACUAAAUAAAACGGACCCUUACUUACAAAGAUAAAUGUCGCGUACUAAACGAAAUGUCGCUAAAUAAAUAACCUUUCACCCCUCGAAAUAUUCUGCUAAUGCUAAUUUGGUUUGCUGUUUGUCUGUACAGAGACAGCGAAAAUAGCACGGAGGAUUAUUCCGUAUGCGGGUUUGUAGAGAUAAAAAAAAUGUAAAAAAAAAGACCAAUGAAACUAAACUGAUAAUUUAACUACUAAAAUGACCGUAACUAACUUAGUUCAUAAUGAAAUAGGUUUAUCUUGAUUUUGACGGGUAUACAAUCUAAUCUGUAUUUUCGAUGCUUAGAUCUAGAAUUUCACGCAAGUAUCCACAGUUUGAAAGAAGCCAGCUAAGACUUUAUCAUCCCGGACUUUAUCAUCUAAAUAGAUUGCGCUUUGGCCAUAAUACUGCACCGUCGCACCUUGCUAGUUUUGGCAAUUUAUGUACACACUAUGGAUCCAAAGAUAUCACCAUGGAGCAUCUUAUUUUUGACUGUCAAAACUUCUUGCUUGACAGAGAUUACUAUUGGCUAGUGAACUCAGUGAUGUGAAAAUUAAGUCCGAUUCUUCAUCCCGCCCGCCACUACUUGCUGAGUUAUUAAAAUACAAAAACACUGACAAACCGAUAUAUAAAUAUAUUAAAAACAGUAUUAAAACUAUUUAACAUUAAAAUGAAGAGGUGGUGCAGUUUUCAUUAAAAUUAAAACAAGACUUGACCUAAAGGUCCUAGUUACCAGGUCAUAAAACCCCUUAAAAAAAGUAUCAACAGCAGUAGGGGCGAAUCGUGAUUGGGAUUCGCUUGGGUCCAAUAAGACGCCAACAUUUUUAACUCUUCUGUAAAAAAAACUCACUCAAAAUAAAAUAAAAACGAUCUGGAAAGGAAACUUGGGUGAAAAUAGUAGAUGAAUUAGUUUUCGACUCAAAUAGACAAUGUUAUUGCUAAGUCAGUCGUUUGUCGAGUAGCUUUUGUAAGCCGUCACUACGAAACGAUAUUAGGGAUGUCACAGAAAAGUAAUAAAGAAUUAAAAUACUACGAGUCGUUUUAAGCUUUCGCGGCUAUCUACAUUACACAUACUAUUAUUAUUAGGAAUAUUGUGUUCUUUUUUUUUAUAAUAAAUAAAUUUAAUUCUAUUAUUAAAAAAAUUAUAUAACCUGUAUAAUAUAUAACUUCUUUGACGGAAUUUAUACUUUUGUUUGAAGCAGUUAAGAUUAAUAUCUGUAACAUCCCUGAUAUCAUUAGGCUAAGUACUUUUCUACGGUACAGAUUUAUAUAUUUCUAAUUAUUAGAUUUUUAUCUUGUGUACCAACAUAAAAUAUAGAAAUACGAAAUACUGAUUACCCAAUACGAAAACGUAUGUUCGAAAAUAAUAAUAUUGCGCUCAGUGUGCUUAGUGCGAGUUUUUUAACGUUCUCGAUAACGUAAAAGUUAACGCAAAGUAUGGAGUUGGAAUGUUUGCGUACGUUUGCCGCUAGGGGAGCUGGUUAAACCAGCGUUAAAAAACUCGCACUAAGCACACAGAACAAUAAUUUUGAAAAUUUAUAAGAUAUUAAAAAUCUGACUUUGAAACAAAAUGAGACUUCGUAUUUAUUGACAAUAUGAAAUAUUUCACUUUUCAAAAUAUAUUUUUUUUUACUUAAAAUACACACAAUACUUGCGCAAUACAUUCCUAAACAAACCUAUUCGUUAUAUAUAAUUAUAUAACAUAACUACAUAAUGAACUAUGUAUAUUAAACAUUAUAUUUAUUUUGUUUUAUGUAUCUACCAAUAGAAGUCAGUGUCUAAUAGAAAAAAAUGCAUUUCAAUUUUCAUUUAGUUGCCUACACUAAAAUAAAUGAGUGUGCUCAUUAUCAAUUGUGCGAUGUAGUCGAGACAUUGAAUGACAAGUUCAGUCUUUAUUUGUACCCAGCUUAGAAUUUAUGAGCAAUUUUAAAGAAAUAUUGCUAAUGCUAAAAAUAAUUGCGUAUCUACCGUAUGUACUUCCAUUACAUUUAAAUAGUAAUAGGCUCGGGAAAAAGCGUCUCAUGAGAAUUCUGAUAUUUGGAUUGGCUGACAUUCGCUUUCACAACACUUCAAAGAGGUGUAUACAAAGUUUUUUUUUUCGUUUUGCGACGUUAGAUGUAAGAAGAACGGUCUUAUAUGAGGCUCCCCCCUCUUAAAACGCAGUUCUUCUGUCCAAAAAAUGUCCAGGUGCGAACAGAAAAUUGCAACUUUAAAAUCCAUAAAAAAGCGCUAGUGAAAGCGUUGUGUUAAAAACGUGGGGCAGUUGUAUAGGAAGAGUUGUGCAGAGUUAAAAAAUAUAUUUGGCGCUAACUUUGUUAAGUUAAAACACUCGCCACAUUUGCACCAACCUAAAUUACUAAUUAGUCGCUUUUUCGGAGAUGAUCUCCAAAAUUGUACUCUUCAUAAUUUAAUAAGGGUUUUCUUUCUCAAACUAAUUUAAAUAAAAAAUAACCUUAAUUUUUUAUAAUAAGCACAUUGCUGUGAUUGAUGUGAUAUCAACGAUUUAUGAUUUUGUUGUUGUUGUAAAUAUUGCAAACAGAAUAGCGUACUGACAUUCCGUUUUGUAGAAACACAGAUGAGGUCAGCCAGUAAAUUGCUAAAUUCAAAUGGAAAUACAAACAGAUUUUUUGCGUAACUUUUACUUUGUUUUGAUCCGCAAAACUCGAAAGUGUUGAAAUCAUUUUAAAAUUAUGUUAAUUAGUCUUACAACACUGAACGUGUUUACUUAAAUCCUGGUUGAAUAUAUUAAGUAAAUGAACAUUGAUCCCGUACAUAUAUACUUUUCUAACACGAGACUUAGGUAAUGUACGAUCCGUCAAGCUUCUGACAUGUUUGCGGGUCUUAAAAUAAACUGUUCAAACGCGGACUGCGUUCGAGUAUUGUCAGACCGGGUACCGCUAAUGCAAAUGUAGAUGAUGAUCGAAUAGGGGAUAUUUAAUAAUACACUGUACCCCAAUGUACUAGAGAUGUUCUUAAAAAAUCUUCUGAUUACCAUUUCUCGUUCGUGAGCCUAAAAUCCAUUUUUAAUUCACUCAUCCACUUAAGAUCAACUCUUCGGAAAUAAUUUCGCAAUGACCCGAAAAAGGCUUGUUCGAAGCUUUGAUAUUCGAAAUAGCGCUGGCAUAAGCUGUUUCUUAUCCUAGUAGACGUGUUUUAGUUCCUGGGUAUCAAUAGAGGAUCGACAAUAGAGUCAGACGUGUUAGUUGUCUCAACCGCCACGCUUGGGGUUGACGAUGACAGUAUGCUGUAAUACUACUCGGAGAACGUUGUGGGUAGGCCUCCCACGUGAUGAACGACAUGGUAAAGGACGCCAGAAUCUGCUGGAUGCGUAGGUUCGAAGGUUUUGUGGGACGUCAAUGUCCAGCAUUGGACGUCUGUGGGCUGACGAUGAUGAAUAGUAUAGAUGUUUUGUAACAUUUAAAUCUAUAAUAAAAACGUAUUAAAUUGCUUAUCUUGUAAGACAUCUUGAAGAACGCAGUACAUUAUUUAAAAUUAACGCUUCGACGUAAUCUUUUAGCCAAAUAAAUUUUAAUGUGAAUGUUGCCUGCGUAUUAUUUCACAUUUUAAUUUAAGCAAGUCAGAUAUUUUGCUUGUAUUCGCGUUCUCUUUGUGUGAUCGGUAUUUAAUUCAUGUUAUUGAAUUGUGUCAGUGUUUCUAUUAAGCGUUCUACAAUGACUUAAGGAGACUAUGUGACAAUAAAUAAAUUAUUGAUGGAAUAAAGUAAAUGUUUUAUUUUCUGCUAUUUUGUGGUCCACAGACAACCACAUUUGUGAACGACAAAAACGUACCAGUAACAAAUACCAUCACUUUGCCUAUUUCUGUCGUGAAGCCGUAAUGUAGCGUUUAGAUUUGAAUCUAUGCGAUGAUUUGCAAGCGAAGUAAACUGUCCCUUAGAAAUAAGGUGACACUCUACAAAACUUGCAUACGCCCUGUCAUGAUUUAUGCAAGUGUAGUGUUCGCUCACGCGGCCCGCACUAACUUAAAACCCUUUCAAAUUAUUCAAUACCGUCUUUGCAGGAUAGCCGUCGGAGCCCCGUGGUUCGUCAGGAACAUCGACCUGGACCUAGAGUCCAUCAGUAAGUAUCUACAGUCGGCAUCAAUGCACCGAAAAAGCGGCACGAUACGAGAAUCCUCUCAUCGUGGUCGCCGGGAACUACAUAGCCGAUCCUGCGGGCCAAAUGUUACACAGUCGACGUCACCCAAAACACGUAUUUUGGAUCCUUCCGGUCCACUAACGGUGAUUUUAGGUACCUCAAGCACCGGUAUCGUUCUGGUCGAACCUGUCGCUUGCGACGAAAGGCUCGGCGAGUAAAUUAACCCACAGACACAGUUCUUUGAGUUUCUCGCCGGAUCUUCUCAGUGGGUCGCGUUUCCGAUCCGGUGGUAGAUUAUGCGAAGCACGGCUCUUGCUAGGGUUCGUGUUAGCAACGUCGUUAGGUUUGAGCCCCGUAAGCUCAUCUACUAGAUCGGCGAAUCUAGAAUAACCCCUCGAGGUUACUAGAACAGGUAGGAAAAAAAAUUGAUUUGAAGGGAUUGUGGUUGGACUGUAAAAACUGAAACCUUAAAACUCUUAGUAACCACUUAGCACCAGGUGAGCCGUGAGUUUGUCCACCCACCUUAUUAUUUAUUAUUAUUGACACUCCACAAUCCCAUAUUAAUAAAUAUUAUUAUUUUAUAACAGAAUAUAAGGUCUUGGUUUAAAGGUCCCGUUACCAGGUCAUAAAAUAAAAAUGACAUUGACAGAUCGAUAUCAUUGACGUAUUGUGCGUACCAAUUGAAAUAUGCGGUGUUGGUUUUGGAAUUUGGAUUUUAAAUAGUUUAGGCACGUAGUUUAUGUAGUAUUUGUUUUGUUUUGAGCAUUUUACAUCGUUAAUACCACACGUAAUUUUAUGGUACAAAAUGGUAAAAUUCGGUAAAAACAAAUUCAAAGUUCUCAACAAGCUAACCAAGAGACAGAGCGAGUCUGUUGCGCUUAACAACAAAAUAUUGAAAAAGAAAAUCAACGCUGAAAAAAAGGUUUCGUUUCAAAAGGAAGUUUUACUUAAAGAAGCCGCUUCCGAAAACAACAGUUUAGUUAAAAAGUUAAGUUUUAAAGAUUUGUUAACGAAUGAACUGAGUAAGACAGAUAAAAAUAAAAAACCUAAGGAAGAAAACGUGACGAAGAAAAAAUUAAAACCUGUUGAAAAACAGAAAAAGCGCCAAAAAACACAAAUCAAUGAUACAAAAUUAUUGCUAAGUCUAAUGAAAAAGAAAUAGGUUCAGUUACCUAUAAGCAAUAAUUUAACUGUAUGUAAAAUAUAAAAUAAAAAUGUUAUUGUAUUAAGGAAUUCAUAAUAAACAUAUUGUCUAGAUAA
Molecule: messenger RNA, 9739 nt
Organism: Bombyx mori (domestic silkworm)
Lineage: Eukaryota; Metazoa; Arthropoda; Insecta; Lepidoptera; Bombycidae
Product: large neutral amino acids transporter small subunit 1
Exons: 13
Coding region: 220-1689 (489 amino acids)
Biological process (GO): amino acid transmembrane transport
Cellular component (GO): membrane
Molecular function (GO): L-amino acid transmembrane transporter activity
Source: RefSeq, a predicted model, not a curated record